UAAUAAAAAAUUUUUUUACAGCUAAUUUGAAAUAAUUAAUUAUGUGUAUUUUUAAGAAAGAAAAUGCAUUUGUCUUUGGUGCAACAGAAGUAAUUUUAGGAGCAAUCAUUGGAAUCAUAGCAUUUCUUUCACAAGAGAAAUCAGAAGAAAAUGCCACACCGUACUUUUUUAUUAUUCCUGGCAUUCCUGGAGUUAUAUUCGGUUUGUUAAUAUUCACACGUUUUGAAAAAUACCGUAAUAGUAACGAUCGUGUAUGUCCUCACCGUUUAAAUUCAUAUUUCUGCUGUACACCUCGUUUCUUUAUGAUUGCAUUCGUCAUUUUGAACAUGUUUUUUUCAUACCUUGUGCAUUUUGGAUGCGCAGCGUAUUUACAAAUCAAAUUCAAAGAAAUAAGGAUUGCAUAAUUAGAGGCAAAUUAAAAGGUCAAGGAUUAUGCUAAACACUCUAUGUUAUUUUUGACAUUUUUAUGUGUGUUGAAGCGUUGUUAACAGUAUUUUCAAGUAUUUUGGGAAUUAAAUAUUUGUGCUACUUUAAA
Hydra vulgaris (swiftwater hydra) is the source of this 535-nucleotide messenger RNA. RefSeq lists its product as uncharacterized. NCBI's taxonomy places the organism in Eukaryota, Metazoa, Cnidaria, Hydrozoa, Anthoathecata, Hydridae. The record is from RefSeq and is a predicted model, not a curated record.